Pistacia vera is the source of this 3111-nucleotide messenger RNA. RefSeq names its product pentatricopeptide repeat-containing protein At4g28010-like. The transcript is spliced from 3 exons. Bases 60 to 2216 code for a protein of 718 amino acids. The record is from RefSeq and is a predicted model, not a curated record. Gene Ontology annotation, molecular function: protein binding. Lineage: Eukaryota; Viridiplantae; Streptophyta; Magnoliopsida; Sapindales; Anacardiaceae.
AACAAAUUCCACUCCCUGUUUUCUUUGGGUUUCAGAGGCAAGACCAGCAGUUUCUCUUCAUGAAGCUUUACGGCGGGGUGCGUAGAAAAAUAUGGUGCCGCCCAAACAUGAAGUUAUUCUCGUCAGUCCCAUCUCUCACCUCACUAUCUGAUAUCGAAACCCAGUUGAGAGUUCUCUGUGAAAAACCCAAUUCUCAAUUUGCAGAUGCAGUUUCGUUGUUUAACAGAGCCAUAUGCUCGAACCUCUUGCCAUCCGGGUCAGUUUGUAAUUCUCUCUUGGAAGCGCUUGUGAAGUCCAAAAAUUACGAAUAUGCCUUUUCGGUUUAUAAUAAAAUGACCCGUAUUGAUAUUUCUCCGAGUUUUAGAUCCUUGAGUGGUUUAAUUGAAGUUUUCGUGUAUACACAGAAGCUUGAAUUUUCAUUAGGAGUGAUUGGGUUGAUAAUGAAGCGUGGUUUUACUGUGAAUGUUUAUGGAAUUAAUCUUAUAUUAAAGGGUUUGUGUAGGAAUAGUGAGGUUGAUAAGGCUGUAGUGUUGUUUAGUGAGAUUAAAAGAAAUGGUGUAUUGCCGGAUAUUUUUAGUUACAAUACAGUCAUAAACGGACUUUGUAAAGCAAAACGAUUGGAGGAAUCAUUGAGUUUUUUGUUGGAUAUGGAAGCCACGGGUUGUUGUCCAAGUUUGGUUACAUACACCACUUUGAUAGAUGGCCUCUGUAAGGAUGGUUGGGUGGAUGAGGCAUUGGGAAUAUUUAAAGAGAUGAAGAGGAAAGGUUUGGACGCAGACGUUGUUGUGUAUGGUGCCCUUAUAAGUGGUUUUUGUAAUGAAGGAAGCUUCGAUAGAGGGAAGGCACUCUUUGACGAAAUGUUGGAGGAAGGAAUUUCUCCAAAUGUAGUUACAUAUAGUUGUUUAAUACAUUGUCUUUGUAAGAUGGGGCAAGUGGAAGAAGCAACUUCAAUGCUAAAUACUAUGAUGGAGCGUGAGAUUCACCCUGAUGUUUUUACUUAUACAAGUUUAAUUGAAGGUCUUUGUAGACGUGGGAGGGCCACUAAAGCUGUUGAUUUAUUGAAUUGUGUGCUAAAAAAAGGUGAAAAACCCAGUGUUAUAACGUAUAAUGUCUUAAUAAAUGGGUUAUGCCAGGAAGGUGUCUUGGAUGAAGCUUAUAAAAUUUUGAAAAUGAUGAUAGAGAAAGGGAAAAUGCCUGAUGUGGUUUCGUACAAUACAUUACUGAUGGGACUUUGCAAGAAUGGGAAGGUUGAUGAAGCAGUGGAACUUUUUAAUUUGAUAUUGAAGGAUAGGAGAUAUGUUCAACCGGAUGAUAUGACAUUUAACCUGCUAAUUCAAGGGCUCUGCAAAGCAGACCGUCUUGAUGAGGCUAUGGAGAUUUAUAAUGUAAUGGCUGAGAGGGGGAGCUCAGGUAAUUUGGUAACUUAUAAUAUUUUAAUUGGAAAAUAUCUGAUGGUUGGAGCAAUUGACAAGGCCUUGGAAAUGUGGAAACGCAUAAUUGAAUUGGGACUUGUUCCAAACUCAAUAACCUACAGUAUCAUGAUUGAUGGAUUUUGCAAAAUGCGUAUGCUUAAUGUUGCAAAAGGAAUUUUCUGUAAAAUGAGAGUUUCUGGGCUUCGCCCUACCUUGUUCGACUACAACACAUUGAUGGCAUCUUUGUCCAAGGAGAGUAGUUUGGAGCAAGCCAAGAGAUUGUUUCUUGAAAUGAGAAAUGCCAACUGUAAACCAGAUGUCAUCUCGUUUAAUACUAUGAUUGAUGGAACUCUUAAAGCAGGAGAUUUUCAAUCUUCCAAAGAGUUACUUAAUGACAUGCUUCAGAUGGGUUUGGCUGCUGAUGCUUUAACUUUUUCCACAUUAAUAAAUAGGGUUUCGAAAGCUGGACAGUUGGAUGAGGCCAAAAGUCUGUUUCAUAAAAUGGUUGAUUGUGGUUUUACACCUAAUGCCUGUGUGUAUGAUUCACUCCUAAAAGGUCUUAGUUCAAAAGGUGAAACAGGAGAAAUCAUUAAUUUGAUUCAUCAGAUGGCACAUAAGGGUGUUCAUCUUGACUCAGAAUUAACUUCAACCAUCUUGAUAUGUCUAUGUAAUAUCUCAGAGGAUCUUGAUGUGGAGAAGCUUUUACCUCAAUUUUCCCAAGAAAUGUCAAAGAGGACAAGCUUCUCUUGCAAUGAGUUAUUGUUGAAACUACAAGAGUAUCACCCGGAGCUUCUAGCUAUAUGAAGUGGUGCACAAAGAAAUAUGGUACCGCCUAGCCAUGCUUCUUUACAGGGACAUGCUUAUGAUGCUUGCAGGUAGUGAAAAAUGAAUGAAGCAAACUGGGUUUGCGAAAAUCUAAUGAGAGAGGAAGCUUUUUAUAUUCAGCAUCUCUUUGGUGACAUCAUCUAGGCUUUCUUAGAUACAGGACUGCCCUAGAAGCAAUGGAUAUAUAUCUGAUGAUUUGAGAAGAUAUCCUGAUUCGCCAAUAUCUUUGCCUGGUGUGAUCUUGAGAAUUGAGAGAAAGAUGAAAGAUGAAUUGUUGGAGUUUUCGCUGACAUGAUCGUGUAAGAUCCAGCUGAAGACUUGUUUGAAGAUCAAGAAAAGAAAAGGAAGAUUGUGAUGAUGCAUUGCUAUUGUCAGUGCAAGAGGUAAAGCUUGCCAUAGCAUUCUCGAGUAAAGCUUGCCAUAGCAAAGGGUUGAUAGAUUUCUUAAGCUUUUGCCGGUUGGAAUUGGCUGUUGACUUCUACAGUAGAUAAACGUUAUUCAGGUAGAAAAGGCUCACUGUCUGAACAUUUGAGUUGCCUUGAGGAAUAUCUUCAUCGUUAUUACUGGCUUCAAAAAGCAUGGGUCAGUGCCAAUUAAAUGCAUUUUUAAUUUACUUAUUCGAAAGCAUGCAGCUGAUUCUAAGGCAUUUUAUUACUUUCAAUAGAUUUUUUUUUUAUGACCAACUUUCAAUAGAUUUUUCUUAAUGGUCGAAUUUCAUAUCUAUAUAAUUAAAGUGAAAAGAUAAAAUAAAAAAAUAACAUCACAUUUUGGACUUUCUAUGCUUUGGUCAUUUAAAAACAUGCUGACUAGUUGUAAAAUUUUGCCUAGAAUCUUUCUUUGAAUGGCUAGAAAAUGGGAUCUUCUUAUUCUUCGC